AUGGCCAAAAGUGAUGAUGAUGAGUUGAGUAGCAUUAAUUUGGCAGAGGCUGGAAAAGAAGCUAGUCGUGAAUUGGGUGUUGAAAUUACAGAGCUAGCUGAUAAUGAGUUGAGCAGAAUUAAUUCGGCAGUGGUUGGAGAAGAAGCUGGUCGUGAAUUGGGUGAUGAGUGGAUAAUAUCCAUUGAUGAAGAGAGACCCAAUGCAUCUUCAUACAAGCCACUACAGAAGGUUCCACGAGAAUUACGGGAGGAGGAGGAGGAGAAUAAGGGAUUUUUUAAUCCUAAAGUGGUUUCAAUCGGUCCUUAUCACCGUGGCAAGCCUGAGUUCAAAGAAGCUGAGAAGUUGAAGAACAUAGCGGCACGUGCAUUCAUAGCUGGCUGCCGCAAUGGAUUAAAACUCCGUGUAAUCUAUAACGAGAUGCUAGAAGUGGUGAACGAUUUGAGGAACUGCUACAUUGAGGGCUCAACAGUUGCCUAUGACGAUGUAGCAUUCGCCCGUAUGAUGCUCCUUGAUGGCUGUUUUAUGCUGCGCUUCAUAUCUUCCAUCAAUAGUCAAGAAAUAUUCUUUUUGGAUGAGCUGAUUAAGCAUGUAGGUGUUGCUGGUUUCCGUGGGAUAAUUGCGGACACCAGUUUGCUGGAAAACCAACUUCCUUUCCUAGUUCUCCAGACCUUGAUUAACAGUACUCAGGAAGAAGGCAAAUGGGAGAAAUUGAUGGAGGAAUUCAUUGCCAGAAUGUACAUAGAUGACAAUGCAAAGUGGAUGGAAAAAAAGUAUAAGCAUGAGAAAGAACAACCCCUUCAUUUCCUACACCUUAUAAGGAGAAGAUUUAUCGGCCAAUACUCUCCGGCAGAUGAAGAAGUUUACAGCAGAAGCGUCAAAAUAUACCAAGACGAUGGUCCUGGUAGAUUAGAUGACCAACCCCGUCCACGUCGUUCCUUCAAAACGGUAAUUCCCUGCUGGCCCAAAAGAAGGCAUAGGAAGAGCAACCCACACAAGGAUAUUUAUACCCACUCAUUUCGUUCAGCCACACAACUUAAAGCAAAGCAAGGGGCAUACAUUUCAGGCCAAACACCACAUUUUCAUUGA
Molecule: messenger RNA, 1086 nt
Organism: Cornus florida
Lineage: Eukaryota; Viridiplantae; Streptophyta; Magnoliopsida; Cornales; Cornaceae
Product: UPF0481 protein At3g47200-like
Exons: 1
Coding region: 1-1086 (361 amino acids)
Source: RefSeq, a predicted model, not a curated record